This is a messenger RNA of Neoarthrinium moseri, 480 nucleotides long. RefSeq lists its product as uncharacterized. The coding region runs from base 1 to 480 and encodes 159 amino acids. The transcript is spliced from 2 exons. The record is from RefSeq and is a predicted model, not a curated record. Lineage: Eukaryota; Fungi; Ascomycota; Sordariomycetes; Amphisphaeriales; Apiosporaceae.
AUGAAGAUUUCUGCGAAGCACGAGGGCCAAGCAGUCGAAGAGAAGCUGAAUGGCAUGGCUGAGGUCAGUCGCGUCCUAGGGGCCGUCAGAGCGCUCAUCGACAGCCAUCUUAUCCGGAAUAGGCGCGAGGUCGCCAUCCAGCGCUGCGUCACUGGGCACCUUACUCUCUGGCUCAGCAUGGUUGACGCGUGGCUGUCGUGCUGUGAACAGUUUGCCCGGAAGAACAAGAGGCAUUUCUCGGCCGAGGUUGCGGUGUUUGAGGAUCCUCAGAGGGAGCUCACUGCCAUUGCUCGGGAGCAUGGACCGGACAAGUCGUACGGUUUUGACAGUUUUGUACAGCUAUUUGACUACUUGGGAUUGAUUAAUGCACGCUUGGAAGAGAUGAAAGCCUCCGUGGAAAACAUACAAGAAGUGUCGUUUUUCGAAUACGUCUUGGAAAAGUUUCUCGUUCUCAAAUACCUACGAUGGCCGUGGAGGUGA